This is a messenger RNA of Bacidia gigantensis, 729 nucleotides long. RefSeq lists its product as uncharacterized. Gene Ontology annotation, cellular component: mediator complex; core mediator complex. Lineage: Eukaryota; Fungi; Ascomycota; Lecanoromycetes; Lecanorales; Ramalinaceae. Gene Ontology annotation, biological process: regulation of transcription by RNA polymerase II. The record is from RefSeq and is a predicted model, not a curated record. The coding region runs from base 1 to 729 and encodes 242 amino acids. The transcript has a single exon. Gene Ontology annotation, molecular function: transcription coregulator activity.
AUGGCAGAGGACGGCCAGCAAGUCGGUGUCAGCUCCGCCUUCCCUGCUCCUCCCCCAUUCUAUAAGUCGUUCACAGCCGAGAACAUCUCUCAAUUGCAGGAUCACCUCGAGUCUACGGGCGCUGCUCCAUUGACAGCUUUCGAUCCUACCGAUCCUGAGAAGAAUAUAAUACCAGACAAUUCCUCAGUCCCCUCAGAGCUGCAAAACCUGAUCCCUCCAUCAAUACCAGCCAAUGGCGCAUAUCGGUCUUUUGGAACCGUGCACUCGACCAAGCCUCCCCCUCCAUCCGAACUUCCAGCUCCGCCAAGUCAAGCCCAACUACUCAAGACCAUUCAUCAAAUCCUGCUCAAGUUCCUGCAUAUAACUCACAUUCUCUCGAUUGACCCUUCGAUGAAAUUCUACGGCGCGGCGUGGGAUCAAUUGGAGACACUAUUCAGGGAAUUGCAUGAGGGAAUCAACGCGUGGAGGCCACAUCAGGCACGAGAAACAUUGAUACGAAUGAUGGAAGAUCAGAUCAAAAAAUUGGACGCGGAGAACCAGAUGGUCAGGGAUGCAGUUAACGAGGCGAACGCCGUGGUCGAAGGUAUUGGGCAUGCAAGUAAGGAUGCAAGAUCGCUCAAAGGAGGCGAAGUUGAGAGACAGCAAAAGGCGAACCAAGAGAGUGAGAAGAGGAAGAGAAAAGACAAAGUGCUCUGGGAGACCAUAGAAAGGGAGGUUGGCAAGAUUUGA